Molecule: messenger RNA, 3910 nt
Organism: Pseudomassariella vexata
Lineage: Eukaryota; Fungi; Ascomycota; Sordariomycetes; Amphisphaeriales; Pseudomassariaceae
Exons: 1
Coding region: 307-3516 (1069 amino acids)
Biological process (GO): translation reinitiation; formation of cytoplasmic translation initiation complex
Cellular component (GO): eukaryotic translation initiation factor 3 complex, eIF3m; multi-eIF complex; eukaryotic translation initiation factor 3 complex, eIF3e
Molecular function (GO): translation initiation factor activity; mRNA binding
Source: RefSeq, a predicted model, not a curated record
UUUUUAUGGCUCCCAUCGUAACAGUCAAGUCACAACCCGCAGAAUUGCGACCAUGGUCGAAUCACGUGAUCCGCAACGGAUCAUUUUCGGCAAGCCCCUCUUUUUGCGCCUGCCCCAAUAACCCACGAAACGAACUUGGACAGGAACCAAAAUCUCUUUCCGCUGACUCCCAGUGACGCCUUCCGUUGGCAACGAAAUUAUCACCUCGAGUUUUUGUUGCAGUUUGCAUCAUUACUCCCCAUCGCAUCUCUUAUCACAGUCUCCUCCAGCCAGUUUCUGCUUUCGAGCAGCAGGAGAUUGCCCAAGAUGCCGCCUCCGCCGCAUCAGAAGCCCGAAAACGUGCUUAAGCGCGCACAUGAACUCAUCGGGGUUAACCAGGCGCCUGCCGCCUUGACCAUCGUCCACGACCACAUCACCUCAAAGCGAUCUCGCAAUGUUCCCAUCGCAUCGCUGGAGCCGGUUAUGCUCCUCUUGGUGGAGCUUUCCGUCGAGCAGAAGAAAGGCAAGGUUGCCAAGGACGCGCUCUAUUCGUACAAGAACAUCGCACAGAACACGAACGUUGCAACCAUCGAGCUGGUUUUGAAGAAGUUCAUCGAGCUGGCAGUAGAGAAGGUCACUGUCGCCCAACAGAAAGCCGAUGAAGUUCAGUCCAGCCUCGAGGCCACGACUACUACGACCAGCGUUGAUGAUCUCGAGGCCAGUGAAACCCCGGAGUCCAUACUUCUCGCUACCGUAUCCAGCGAGCAGUCUCGGGAUCGUACCGACCGUGCCAUCAUCACACCAUGGCUCAAAUUCCUGUGGGAGGCAUACCGUACUGUGCUCGACAUCCUGCGUAACAAUGCCAGACUUGAAAUCCUAUACCAGAGCACUGCGAUGCAGGCCUUCGAGUUCUGCCUCAAGCAUGCCCGAAAGACCGAGUUCCGAAGACUCUGCGAACUGUUGCGGAACCACGUACAGACGGCGGCCAAAUACUCUUCUCAGAUGCACGCCAUCAAUCUGAACGACCCUGACACCCUGCAGAGACAUCUUGAGACCCGUUUUCAGCAACUCAAUGUCGCCGUCGAGCUCGAGCUCUGGCAGGAGGCUUUCCGCAGCGUCGAGGAUAUCCACACCCUUCUCAACCUCAGCAAGCGCCCCCCGAAGAAUGUCAUGAUGGCCAACUACUACGAGAAGCUUACGCGCAUUUUCCUUGUCGGCGAGAACUACCUCUUCCAUGCUGCCGCCUACUCAAGAUACUACAACCUCCUCCGCCAGUCUGCUGCUAUGGUCGCCUCCGGUCAAAGUAAAAAGGCCGACAACCCGCCGAUCAAUGAGGCUGACCUCCAGACGGCUGCUUCUUUUGUGCUUCUGUCUGCUCUCUCCAUCCCCGUCAUCAGCACCUCGCGUUCUCGUGGUGCCAUGGUCGACUUUGAUGAGGCAAGGAAGAACAAGAACUCUCGUCUGACGCACCUUCUGAAGAUGACCCAAGCGCCCACGCGUGCUCUGCUUCUGCGCGACGCUCUUUCCAAGUCUCUCCUGAAGCGGGCCAGACCUGAAAUCAGGGAUCUCUACAACAUCCUUGAAGUCGAUUUCCACCCUCUUUCCAUCGUGAAGAAGAUCUCGCCCAUUUUGACCAAGAUCGGUGAUGAUCCUCAAAUGAAGCAGUACAUCCCGCCUCUGCAGCAAGUCAUCUUGACCCGACUUUUCCAACAGCUGUCCCAGGUAUACGAGACUGUGGAUCUGUCGUUUGUUGAGAGCCUCGCUGAGUUCCCUGAGCCUUUCCAAAUUGAUCGUGGCACUGUCGAGAAGUUCAUCAUGAACGGAAACAAGAAGGGAGACUUGUCAAUUCGCAUGGACCACGCCACCGGCGUCCUCAGCUUCGACACUGACGUAUUUUCCUCGUCCAAGGCUGGUCACCCGGGCUCCGCUGCUGGCUCUGCUGAGAGCGAAACCGGCUCCGUCCAGCGCCUCCAGAGCACCCCUUCUGAGAUUGUUCGCUCCCAGCUGACCCGUUUGGCGAAGUGCCUCCACACCACAUGCUUCUACAUUGACCCCACAUACAAUGAGGCGCGCAUUAAGGCCCGUGAGGCCGCCUUGGUUAGAGCCAAGGCUGGUGCCGAAGAGGAACACCGCGAGCUUCUUGCCCGCAAGGACAUUAUCCAGAAGCGCAAGGAUGAGGCAUCUGAGCUCCAGGCUAAGAAGGACAAAGAGAAGGCCAGGCAGAAGCGCCUCCAAGAACAGGCUUUGGCCGAGGCUGAGGAACGUCGUUUGGCACAGGAGCAGAAGGAACGCGAAGAGAAGAGACUGCGGGAUGAGCGAGACCGUGUCCGCAAGGAAGAGCUCAAGAAGCAGAUCGCCGACCUCAAAAUCGGACCCAACGCUAUUGACAUCGACAUUGAGAAUCUGGAUGAUCUUGACAGCAACCGUCUUCGUGCCAUGAAGCUGGCACAGCUGGAGCGGGAGAAGAACGAUGUCAAUGAGAAGCUGCGCAUCACCGGUAAGCGUAUUGACCAUCUUGAGCGAGCCUUCCGAAGGGAAGAAGUCAAGAAGCUUCCUGAGGACUACGAGAAACAGCGAAAGCGCGACUUGGCUGCCUAUGAAAAGACCAAAGAGGAGACCCUCAUCGAGGCCAAGAAGAAGCACAAGGAGAGUGUCGAGCUCAAGCGCCGGCUCGAACGUCUGUUCCCCCAGUACGAGAUCUUCAGGAAGUCGCUGCACGAUCGACGUCGUGACGAAUUUGAGAAACGCCAGCGCGAUGCCGAGCGUGAGCUCGAGAAGCAAAUCGCCCAACGUAAGAAGGAGUACCGCGAUCGCAAGAUUCGUGAGAAGCGCGAGCGUGAGGAGAAGGAGCGUGCUCUGCGCGAAGCUGAAGAGCGUGCUGCGAAAGAAAAGGAGGAGAAGGAGAAGCGUGAAGAACUCCGACGGGCGGAAUUCGCAAAGAUCAAGGAGCAGAAGGAGAAGGAGCGUCAAGAGACUCUCGAGAAGGCGGCGCUGCAAGCUCGCAGAGAGGAGGAGGCCAUGCAGCGACGAAAGGAGGAGAAAGAGAAGGAGAGACUUGCCGGCGUCCCCAGGCGGGAUGUCCCCACGAUGGAACGCACCGACUCGAACCAACGCCGCCCUCUCAACCUUCCCGGCGCUGGCAAAUGGAGAGAGAGGGACGCAUCCCGCACCGCUGCCGGUGCCGCCCCUGCAGACAACGUUGUUCCGCCGGCACGUAUUGCCAGCCCAAUGGAACGAACCAACUCCAAUGAUCGACCUGCUGCUGGUGGUCCGCCUCGUCUCAACCUUGCUGGCAACAAGCCCUCGUGGCGUGAGCGUGAGGCAGCGAGAGCAGCAAGCGGUGGUGCCCCUGCCCCUAAGGAAAUCUCUAGGGACACUGCACCUCCCCCUCGUACUAUGCCAGAGCGACCUCGCGUCAUUGAUCGUCCGGAUCGCUCCGAUCGCAUUGAUCGGGGCGAUAACAACACUCCGGCUGAACCGCUUAAGCCUUCGGGGGCCGGUGGCAAAUGGUUGCCUCCCCACAUGCGCAACAAAUAGGGGGAAUCAUCGACGUGGAGUUCGGGGUUCGGUACAGGUCAUUGGCUGUGUAUUUUAAAAAAAAGUGAGGUAGCAUAAUUGGGCUACGAGCAACGCGUUGUCGGGUAGCAUUCGCUAGCUAUCAUAUAAGCAUGUUGAGUUUACCAAAAACACUACCUGGGUAUUUGCUGAGGUGGCAUGACGUCACAAAGUACGAAAUUGACACCACCAUAUUGUUAUCAUUUGGACUGGUUACUCAAACAUCUAGGGGAAUGAAUGAUUUGAUGAGAGGUAGUCUGGUCCGUUGCGCCCAUGUAGAUGGAGUGCGAAGUUACGGUUUAUAAAUGAUGUCAUUCUGCAAUACUUGAUUCACUUUUGACCAUCUUGUCUGUGCAUGCUGUAGCCGAAAUCGACC